UUGUUGUGCUGCGGUGAAGAUUUCGGAAACGCAACAUUAAGGAUGCCUGAGCCGGCGAAAUCUGCUCCAGCACCGAAGAAAGGCUCCAAGAAGGCGGUGACUAAGACUCAGAAGAAAGGCGACAAGAAGCGCAAGAGAGCAAGGAAAGAGAGCUACUCGAUCUACGUGUACAAGGUGCUGAAGCAGGUACACCCCGACACGGGCAUCUCGUCCAAGGCCAUGGGCAUCAUGAACUCCUUCGUCAACGACAUCUUCGAGCGCAUCGCCGGCGAGGCGUCACGCCUGGCGCACUACAACAAGCGCUCCACCAUCACGUCGCGGGAGAUCCAGACGGCCGUGCGGCUGCUGCUGCCCGGCGAGCUGGCCAAGCACGCCGUGUCCGAGGGCACCAAGGCUGUCACCAAGUACACCAGCUCCAAGUAAAAAAAUUUUAAAAUUAUAAACCAAACGGCUCUUUUAAGAGCCACCA
Messenger RNA from Parus major (Great Tit), 469 nucleotides. Its product is annotated as histone H2B 7. Gene Ontology annotation, molecular function: DNA binding; protein heterodimerization activity; structural constituent of chromatin. The transcript has a single exon. The record is from RefSeq and is a predicted model, not a curated record. Lineage: Eukaryota; Metazoa; Chordata; Aves; Passeriformes; Paridae. Bases 43 to 423 code for a protein of 126 amino acids. Gene Ontology annotation, cellular component: nucleosome.